UGCAAACCCACCGCUCUGCAAACCGAAAAACGAGGCUGGGGGCAAAAUUAUGUAGUAUUUAUACCUUUUUUUUUUUUUAAAAAGCGAUAAUUAAAAAGAAGAAGAAGAAGGCGGUUAUUGCAUGUUUUUUAGAUGGGAAACCUGGUGGGCAGCUGGCGUUUCAAGGAGCCGAGCACGAUUGAGGAAUGUGACUCGACGUGGGGAUCGGACUCGGAGAGCGACGAGCCGGCGGCUGAAGAUGAUAGCGGCAUCUCCGACUCCGUCAGCCCGGCGGAGAGCGAGAGGGCCGCGGGGCACGCCGGAGACAGCACACCGCAGUUGACUGACUCCCCGGAGUCUGUUCCAAAGAUGAAGAGGAGUUUCUAUGCCGCCAGGGACCUCUACAAAUAUCGGCACAGCUACCCGAACUUCAGAAGGUCCCGGCAGCCCAAUGAGUACCGCAACCUGCGCUUCUACCUGAACAAGAUCCCUCUAGUGCCUGAUGGUAUCUACAUAGAGGAGAUUCUCUCUAAGUGGAGAGGCGACUAUGACAAACUGGAGCACAAUCACACCUAUAUUCAGUGGCUGUUCCCAUUAAGAGAACAAGGGCUCAACUUCUACGCACAUGAACUGACUCAGGACGAAAUCAAAGAAUUCCAAAGCACUCGGGAAGCAAAGCGGAGAUUCCUGGCGGCCUAUUCCCUCAUGUUGGACUUCUACGGCGUCAAGCUGCUGGAUAAGAGUGGCAAUGUUGCUCGGGCUCCGAACUGGCAGGAGCGCUUCCAACACCUUAAUGAGUCCCACCACAACUACCUGCGGAUCACUCGCAUCCUGAAGUCCCUGGGUGAGCUCGGCUAUGAGGCCUUUAAGGCCCCGCUGGUUCGCUUCUUCCUGGAGGAGUCGCUGUGCCACGGCACCCUGUCCAACAUGCAGCACAGCAUCCUGGAAUACUUUGUCUACACCAUCCGCCUGCCAGCCACCCGCCGACGCUUGCUCUGCUAUGCCCGCCAACACUACAGACCUGCCCACGCGUUCCUCUGGGGACCACCAACUAAAAAGCGGGGAGGUGGUGCUGGUGCUGGAGGUAGCGUGGGUGCUGGAAGUAGUGGGAUUAGGGCGCCUGCUCCAACACCAGAGCAACAGAGGAGGGGGAUGGAGAGCACCAUAUUCACACCUGCAGGUAGUGGAAAUAUUGUGUCUUCCCACAAUGCCACGAUGUGCCAUGAGCUGGCUGAAGGAGGACUCAAGGGCUGCAUGGGACUUGGUCCCAACAUGGGAGGAGCGCUGAUGAUGGUGGGAGCUCGAGCAGAGAGGAAUGAGUUCAAUGAGAUGAUUCCUUUGUAGGGAAAAGUUUUGAAAGCAGAAAACAAAAAACAAAAUGAACCACUUAAAUUGUAAAGAAAUAAACUUGCUUUGUGGAAGGACAUGCAAACCAGGGCAGUAAAACACAGGUACAGAUGUUUGAGCUGUUAAUGAACACAUCAUUAGAAUCUGUUUAGUUUAAGGGCUGACUAUAAACUCAAACAGUACUUUAUUUAUUGCAAGAGAAUUAUCUUAACUGAAUUUGGGAUUAUAAUCUAAAGCUGGGUUAUUUUUUGUUUGUUUGUGCUUUUGGUGGGGUUUGUAUCCUGAGCUAAGAUAGCCGAAUCCCAAAAUUAUCUAAACUAGUAGAGAAAGUUUGACAGAAGCCUUAUUUAAAGUUUUGGCCUGGAAUGCUGAAUGUUUGCUGGUGUUGGGAUGGUGAGAUUAUUGAAAUAGGUAGCUGGAGCUCCACCAAACAACACCCUGGAUUGAGCUCCUUUUGUACAGGGUCUGUACAGCAAAUGUGAAAAGGGAGAUCAGGAAGAAUUUGUCUUAUUUCCAUGUCAUGUAAAAAGCAUAUGAAAUAAGACUAAUUUGUCAGCAAUACUUAUAGAUUUUUUUAACUUGACUGACUUGAAAUUUUCACUUUGUUGUUAAUCUUAGGCACAGCUCAGUUAUGUAUCCGCACUGCGAUUUUACUCUCUACAUGUUAAAGGUAGCCAAUUCCGCUGAAAAUUGUACAGAACUAUAUAGCAAAAAAUAAAACGUGUUGGUAAGCUGAUAUCUUUAAGAAAUACUUAAGAAAAGAAAGGCUUUAGGUGACAUUAUUACCUGUGAACUCUGCAGAAAAUUGUGAAAUCUAAAACUGUGCAAUAAAUAUUUUGCUAUAUAACAACCCAGGGCUGCUUAAAGCCAAUUAUCCAAUGGCAGUGACUACACUGAUUAAAAUAAUGCACAUUGUAUUUCAGUCUAAAAGAUAAGGGGAAAAUACAAAGUGUGUCAGAUAGGUUUGUCGCAGUUCAUUUUUUUCUGGUCUUGUAGGCAAGAAUUCAGAAAAUAUUAUUAAUCCUUCAGCAAAGAGUAGAAAUGCUAGUACCAAUGUUACCGGAAAUUUCCACCAGUUACAAGCUAAAGAUGGUGUUUGUAUCAGUACUAGCAAACAGGCAUAAUUAAACUGGUUAAAUUAUGAAUAAAUAAAAAUAUACAAAUCAUAUUUCAAAGUAGGAAUUACUGUAAUCACAUUAUAUUAUAAUAUACUAUAUAUAUCGAGUUUUAGUGACGUGAAAAACAGCCGUGAGCUAGCUUGGCUGCCACACCUCCACAGUGUGUUAUGCCACCUAAAAGCCUUCUUCCAUUCUUAACUGGAAGUUAUGGAUUGAAGUUAAUGUGAUCAGACUGGUGGUGUGCAGUGUGUUCUCAUAGACAGUAUAAAAGAUGGAUACCAUAGUGUUACCCAAAAUGUAUGGAUAUGAGAAGGAGGGGUGGGUCUUGUUAGCUAAUGAGCAUUUUGUACCACAAAUAAUCUUCCAUUUGGAAAAAUUGUAUGACCAAGAUUUACAACAAUAGACUUAAUCUUUUUAUUAUUCAGUAACUGAGCCCAUAAACUCAUCAGAUAAGGGUUUAGAAAGGUCAAGACCAAAUAAAAAUUGAAUUCCACGGGCUUCUAUAGCACUGGAAGCCUUUUUGCAUCCACAGCUAUCGCCAUCUGGUGGACUUUAGGUAAAAAGCAGGGUUCAGGCAAAUCCGGAUUGGCUUCAUUUUAAUUCAAAGCUAUGUCAGACUUUGAUACUGUCUAUGUGUGUGUUGCACUUUUUGGACAAUCUGUGUCUUCCUGUUAAAAGUGCUGUAGGUUUUAAAAGGCUGUGCAUCAUAGUCAUGAUAUAGUGACGAUACUGUCUAACCUUGCAAUAAUGUGACUUACUGAAAUGAGAAGUUAAACACCCUUGUUAGGUUUCAACCAUAGCUCAGCCCAUGUUUUUGAGAGUUCAAAUGUUUCUAGGGCUAGGUUUUCAGUGCUGCUGAUAUUUCUGCCAGAAUCUUUUAAGAUGAAUUUGCUUGCCACUCAAAACAACAAACAAAAAACAAAUCUGGAAUAAUUUAUUUCAGGUUAAUGUCAACUCAUCGCCCCCAGCAUUUCCUUGGUCAUGUUUAGUUUUCAAUAAAAGGCAAAUAUUAGACAUCAGGAAGUGUGCAUUGAUCUAUCCAGUCAACUUAAACUAAAAGCUAAGUUUUUUAAUUAUAGGUGUUAUCUUAAUAGUUAUUUGUAUGCUUCUAGUAGCAAUAGAUUAAAAGCCAUGUUAAGUAUAAGAAAGAUUGAAGUUUAAAACUUCUUUAGUUGGCUGUUCUUGCUGUAGGAGGCGGCCAUGCGUAUGUUAGCUAACAAGGUUUUGACAUUGCUUUCCAGCCAAGUGUAUCUGAUAUAAUUGUAAAAAUAACUUUUCAGGUGAAUUAUAUGAUAACAUGGGCUCAAGUAUUCUGAUUUCUAGUAUACUCCACAUGUACAUAUGUGAGUAUGUGUAUGUCUGUGUGAUAUUCUUAAGUGCCUCUUUUGUAUUUUUAAUUUUUAUCUGGAUGCUGUAUGGAGUGUCUUUCCUGUACAUCCUGUUUUUUGUACAGCGUUUUGAUAUCUACAUCAUUGUCCACAAUAUAGUCAUGUACACUAUGAGUAUAUGAGUAUGGGCAGGAAUACAUUAGAAGAACUGAUAUAGAGGAAAAGUUAAUCCUAUAUAACACUUGAAAUUGUUUGUAUUGUUUCUUUGAAUAAAUUGUGAUUGCUACAUUGAUAAAUGUUCACUAUGCUUGCUGAACACAGUUUUGUUUUGGGGGGUUUUCAGAACUGACAGGCCACAAUAAGUGGACAUAAACCCUGAAAUGUGAAUUUUGCCACAUGUAACUCUAAUAAAAAUGGGGUUGUGGAUUAA
Maylandia zebra (zebra mbuna) is the source of this 4202-nucleotide messenger RNA. RefSeq names its product opioid growth factor receptor-like 1 (gene ogfrl1). NCBI's taxonomy places the organism in Eukaryota, Metazoa, Chordata, Actinopteri, Cichliformes, Cichlidae. Gene Ontology annotation, cellular component: membrane. The record is from RefSeq and is a predicted model, not a curated record. Gene Ontology annotation, molecular function: opioid growth factor receptor activity.